AUGGCAGAAAGCAUGAGUAACUUCCCAUCAAAAGAACUUUUCACCUACAAAGGAUGUAACAUGUCAAGCAUCCAUACCAUUGAACGGCUGGAUCAAAUGGAAAAUUACAAUGUGCAUGAUUACAAUGUUUUUGUGGUGACCUAUCCUAAAUCUGUGGGCCAGUUCUACCAAGAGUUGCAGCAGAUUGAGAAGAUUGCCAUUGAUCUAGCAGUGUUGACAGAUCUACAAGCAGGGGAGUGCAAACCAUCUUAUUCUGUAGUUCCCUGGCUGGAGAUAACACACAAGGAGAUUAAUACUAAUGAUCGCCCAUCUCCAUGUUUUUUUGUUACACAUCUACCUUAUCAACUGAUACCAAAAAGUCCAAAGAACAAAAAGGCUAAAGUUAUCUAUGUGUACAGAAACCCAAAGGAUGUUGCAGUUUCUUAUAAUCAUUUUCACAAAUUUGCUAAUUAUUUGAAAUCCCCAGAAAACUUUGGAGCUUUUCUGCAGACAUUUCUGAAUGGUCAAGUGGAUUGUGACAACUGGUUUGAUCAUGUUAGGAACUGGUUUGAUCACGGGCAUGAAUUCAACAUUAUGUUCCUGUCAUAUGAAGAGAUGAUCAAGGAUUUGAGAGCAGCAAUACUGAAAUUCAUCAGCUUUCUUGGAAGAUAUCUGGAUAAUAAAAGUGUUGACAUAGUUGUGGAGCGUUCUACUUUUAAGAAUAUGAAAUCAAACCCAAACUCAAACUUUGCAGGAUUCAUGAGAGAAGGGAUAGUAGGCGACUGGACGAAUUAUUUCACUACAGCUGAAAAUGAAAUGUUUGAUAGAAUAUUCCAGGAGAAAAUGAAAAACUUUCCUCUAAAGUACACAUAG
Hemiscyllium ocellatum (epaulette shark) is the source of this 852-nucleotide messenger RNA. RefSeq names its product amine sulfotransferase-like. Gene Ontology annotation, molecular function: sulfotransferase activity. The transcript has 9 exons. NCBI's taxonomy places the organism in Eukaryota, Metazoa, Chordata, Chondrichthyes, Orectolobiformes, Hemiscylliidae. Gene Ontology annotation, biological process: sulfation. Gene Ontology annotation, cellular component: cytoplasm. Bases 1 to 852 code for a protein of 283 amino acids. The record is from RefSeq and is a predicted model, not a curated record.